Hibiscus syriacus is the source of this 932-nucleotide messenger RNA. Its product is annotated as stromal processing peptidase, chloroplastic-like. The transcript is spliced from 3 exons. Bases 85 to 825 code for a protein of 246 amino acids. Lineage: Eukaryota; Viridiplantae; Streptophyta; Magnoliopsida; Malvales; Malvaceae. The record is from RefSeq and is a predicted model, not a curated record.
GCUCACAUAAAUAAUUAGUUAUCAUCUUCAACUACUAAAUAAUACAAAUAAGCUCGUUUAGCAGCCGCAGCUGGGUAGCGAGCCAUGGCAACGUCGACAAGCUCGUUGGUGAUGGCGGGAAUCCAAGUCCCUCAAACCCGAUGGGACUCUUCCGUUUCCAAAAGGAGGAGAAGCAUGGUUAGGGUUAACAUCCCCCUUCCCGCCGCUUCUUUUUCUUUGACCCGUUUCCACUUUCCCUCAGCUUCAGCCCCUGCAGCUUCCCAGUGGCUGGGUGACGUUAGAGAUAUGAAUUCUAUUGAAUUAUACCAGAAUAGGAAUAAUAAUACGGUUAGGAAGUUGAAGAUGAUGAAGAAGAAGACGAGCGAUGCUCCCAAAGCAUGGAAAUGGAGCGCCUCUGUCUCAAGCUCACAACAGUUGAAAACUUGGGUUCCCUGCUGUUCUUGCCGUAGCUGCUGUUCUUCCCUUAGCCGCAACUGCUACGGCAAGACCACACCGUUUCCUACCUCAAAAUCUUUGCCGUCGUUCUUUCGCCAGAGAUCUUGCUUUCCUCUCUCUGCCCACACAUUCAAAACUCGUGGCAAUUAUAUCCGUCCUCUAUGUGCUACUGUUGGUCCAAAUGAACCGCAUGCAGCAAGUACUGCCUUGCCAGCUGGUCUUCUUGCAAAGCAAGAUUUUGAUUCAUUAUAUCCUCAAUUACAAACAACUGAACUAGAGGGUUUUUUGUGUGCUGAACUUCCUUCCCACCCGAAGUUGCACCGAGGACAAUUGAAAAAUGGCCUUCGCUACCUUAUUUUGCCAAAUAAAGUAUCCAGCAAACAGGUAUAAUUCCCUCUCAACUUUAGCAGCUUCUUGUUUUUAAGGAUGUAAAAGAAUUCUGAGAUAAAGUCAUACUCCAUCUUGACUAACAUUAUAAGUGCAUGCUUGAAUGUUUA